Eriocheir sinensis (Chinese mitten crab) is the source of this 950-nucleotide messenger RNA. RefSeq lists its product as uncharacterized. The annotation marks the transcript as partial. Gene Ontology annotation, biological process: apoptotic process. The transcript has 5 exons. Lineage: Eukaryota; Metazoa; Arthropoda; Malacostraca; Decapoda; Varunidae. The record is from RefSeq and is a predicted model, not a curated record.
GUUCAACGGUGGAGGCCGGAGGGACGCACGCGGUUGUUUCAAUUACUUCCACACUUUUUGAAGAACACUGGCCAAGUGUCCCACCAGCGAUAGCCUCGAAGAAAAACAACAACAGGUCAAGGUGUGUGUAUGGGAAAGCACUAUUCGAAAGGCCACACCGAUACCAGCUGCUGGAUACCAGUCCAAGUGUAGCUGUGAGGAGGUGACCCAGGACGAUCCAAUUCUGUUUCCAUGUAAUUCAAACACUGGUAGCUGCAAGCAUGCCAGUGUUUCGAAUAUGGAGCAGUAAUCGUAAAACAAGGAAGACGGUUGCAUGUGAGACAGAUAUAGACAGUCUUUUGCAAAAAGCAAAGGAUAAACUUUGUGUUGUCUCAAGAUCGGCCCGCCUUGUGUUGGAGGCUUGUGGAAGCCUCAUAGAAGACAAUGAAGUGUUAGAAGAAGUGAAAUAUGAAGUUUUACUCCUGUUAACUGAUGAUGAAGAGUAUUCACCAUCCAGCAGCAAGUUACUCGUACAUGGUGGUACUGCACACCAAGAACAAUACACAUCAACUGCUAGUACCAGUACUUCUGCUCCACAGCAAGGUGAACAGGACACACCAAUUGCCACUAGUUCUGCUGCACACCAAGGAGACACACUGGCAGACAUAAGCAACAAUUCAGCUUCUUCGGUUGAAGCUCCUGCAGGUGACAGUCCAGAUGCCACACCUCAACGGCCAUCUACUUUAAUAGCAGAUCCACCUCUGCCUGAACUGUCAGGGGCGACGAAAGCGAUGCUACUAGAGCCUACCUGUUCCCGAAAAGUGUGGCUACAGCUGAUUGAAGAGACAAAAAAUUAUUAUCUAAAGUUUUAUCCCUUGAUUGAAUCAAAUCCUAUGGGGACAUACAAAGCAAUUGGAAUGAAGAUGGUGUCUGCUUAUCCAUCCAUCAAGCGUGAAGGCUUGUUUCCAUGG